Musa acuminata AAA Group (dessert banana) is the source of this 1294-nucleotide messenger RNA. RefSeq names its product cell division control protein 2 homolog A. Gene Ontology annotation, biological process: regulation of gene expression; protein phosphorylation; regulation of meiotic cell cycle. Gene Ontology annotation, cellular component: cyclin-dependent protein kinase holoenzyme complex; cytoplasm; nucleus. The record is from RefSeq and is a predicted model, not a curated record. The coding region runs from base 220 to 1104 and encodes 294 amino acids. Gene Ontology annotation, molecular function: cyclin binding; ATP binding; cyclin-dependent protein serine/threonine kinase activity. Lineage: Eukaryota; Viridiplantae; Streptophyta; Magnoliopsida; Zingiberales; Musaceae. The transcript has 9 exons.
UAACGGGAGUAGAAGUUUGUUAGGGACAUUACAGGGAGAGAGAGAGAGGAGCGAGAGAGGGAAGCGGCUCCCUGUUUUGACAGCGACGAGACUCGACGGAGAACUGCGACCUUCAGUCUCGCGCGCGCCUCCACUGCCUCUCUCUCUCUCUCUCCAAUGCUCUGCUUUCCCCACGGCGGAACCCUGAAUCUCCAGGUUGCUACGUAAGUUGUGCCCGACAUGGACCAGUAUGAGAAGGUGGAGAAGAUUGGUGAAGGGACGUAUGGAGUCGUUUACAAGGCUCGAGACAGACUGACAAAUGAGAUGAUUGCUCUUAAGAAGAUCCGGCUCGAGCAGGAGGAUGAGGGAGUCCCAAGCACUGCCAUCAGAGAGAUCUCACUCUUAAAGGAAAUGCAGCAUUGUAACAUAGUCAGGUUGCAUGAUGUAGUGCACAGUGAGAAAAGAAUAUAUCUAGUUUUUGAGUAUCUGGACUUGGACUUGAAGAAACACAUGGAUUCUUGUCCAGAAUUUUCUAAAGAUCCACAUUUAAUCAAGAAAUUUCUGUACCAAAUUUUACGUGGUAUUGCAUACUGCCAUUCUCAUAGGGUUCUUCACCGUGAUUUGAAACCUCAGAAUUUGCUGAUUGACCAGCGAACUAAUGCCCUGAAACUUGCCGAUUUCGGGCUAGCUAGGGCAUUUGGCAUUCCUGUCCGGACAUUUACUCAUGAGGUUGUGACCUUGUGGUAUAGGGCGCCAGAAAUUCUUCUUGGGUCUCGCCACUAUUCUACUCCAGUCGACUUGUGGUCAGUAGGUUGUAUUUUUGCAGAAAUGGUAAAUCAACGUCCACUAUUCCCAGGAGAUUCAGAGAUUGAUCAAUUGUUUAAGAUUUUCAGAGUUUUAGGUACUCCUAAUGAAGAAACUUGGCCAGGGGUUACUUCAUUACCUGAUUUCAAGUCUUCUUUUCCCAGAUGGCCUUCUAAGGACCUGGCAAGCAUUGUGCCGAAUCUCGAACCAGCAGGUGUCGAUCUUCUCUUGAAAAUGCUCUAUCUGGAACCGGGAAGGAGAAUUACAGCUCGUAAAGCUCUUGAACAUGAGUACUUCAAGGAUCUUGGGAUGGUACCAUAACCUGAAUUUUCUCACUCUAUUAUGUAAGUGAAAGUGUGAGAUGUUUUUUGCCUUUUGCAUUUGCCGCAUUCUCCCCAGAACAUGUUUGCCUAAAACUCACAACUAAACUUGAUGCUUGUGCUUGAUUGUUUGGGAACAGCAACUUUGAAGUAUCCUUUCCCAGUUUUCCAUGACUCGGGAGCAUUCAACA